AUGAGGUCUAAAUUAAAUGGUUCCGAUAUAAGAACCUUCUUCAAUCGAACAAGAAAUACAACCGAAAAAAUUUGCAACUGUCCUGAAAAUCCUCAAGUAGCCAAAUCAUUUGUUAUCGAUAUGUCAACGUCAAAUCAAGAACUUUAUUAUAUCGAUCCUUGGGUCCAUCAAAUAUUAGCUGCUGAUAUGAAUGGAUGUAAAUGUAGAGUGGUAGUAGAUGCUACCGAAAAGAAAAAACAUGGAUUCACACCAAUGUCUAUUACCGUCGACAGCAAAUACGUGUACUGGUUUAAUUCUACAGAAAAUGAAAUAUUCUAUGCUGUCAAAAGCAAGAGUCAAAAAAUAGAGCAUGCUAGAAUAUCACACGGAAAUAAAAUAAUGGCUCUUGAUGCAGCGAAUCAGCCUUACCCUCCCCAGGAUUGUCUUUAUCCGAAACUUCAGCAUUUGCAACCAAGAGUAUUGUCCAAUUCUGCCUACAGUUUAACAUUACAGAUGCCCUCAAUUCAUAAACCACAACAUUGUCGCCACUUGGAAUACGAAAUGACCACUCCAGAAUAUACAGUAUACUACCGCCUAUAUUCCGAAAAUGAUCGGACAGAUUGUAAUAAAGAAUCUUGUUCUUAUAUUACUACUACACGAUCGGAAGUUAUUCUUGACGACUUGAAGCCAUUUACAAAAUAUAUUGUGAUGAUAGGAGCUACGAAUUUCUACGCAAAGCUUUACGAAGUUAAACCGUUAAUCGGAAGUCCUAUAAUAUUACAAACGGCUGCUGAAGCACCUACUGCUCCGAAAAAUGUAACUGUGAUAGCGCUGAGUCCUGUACAAGCUCGAGUAGAAUGGAUUCCUGAUCCAGGAUUAAAAUAUGAAGUACACUGGCGAACAAAUGAUUCCACUUCUUCUCCACACAGAUAUAAAGAGCACAGCACUUUUGAAGUGUCUUCCGGUGGCAGCGUGGUUAUGUCCCGACUGGCUCCGGGCACAGUGUACGCUGUGUGGGUCCGUGCCCGUUCAGCACAUAGUACACAGCCAGCGGACAGUGCGCCAUUAAGACUCGCUACUUAUCCUGCGCCUGCGCCGCUACAACUGCGCCAUAAAGCCGCUUACCGCUUACGAUUGGCAUGGCCACCUCCUCUCACAUACACUUUGUAUAGACAUAGAGUCGAAUAUACCGAAGCAAGCGUAAUCAAUGGUACAUGGAAGGAAUGCGCAAAUCGUGGCGAUGAUGAGUGGACAGCGAAUAACUUGCGUCCGCAUAAAGGUUACCGUUUCCGACUUUGUCUCCAAUAUGUGAAAGAGGCUCCGCCAUAUUACUGGCCCGAAGACGACAGAUUCAUUUACGAAACACUGGGUGACGUGCCUGCAGCACCUAGCUCUGUCCUUGUUGAAGCAGUUGAGGAGCGUGUUAUACGCGUGUGGUGGUCGGAGCCCGACUCACGAGGAUCGCCCAUUACUAUGUAUCGUGUCUGGGGUCGUCCAAUGCACAGUAUAGCAAUAAAUAUUCUUAUUCAUAUUCUUCUUAUUCUAACGUACUCUAUGUUCCGGUAUGAUUCAACUGGCAUUACCGUUCUUCAAAAAUAAUUAAUCUUGACAGAUGAUUUUUUUUAUUGUAAAAUUUACAUGGAAUCUGAUAACGUAGCAGACUCUGAUGUCGCCGAUAUUUAAAAAAUAUCUGUCAGGAUUCAUUAUUUUUAAAGAACAGUAAUGACGGAUCUAUCAAGCCGGAAGUACGGUUUCAGCGAAUUCUUCCAUGUAUUAAUUUUUUACAGAGUGAAUUAUGUGAAUAACUCAAGCAACAUAAGUGAAAUGAUGGCAAAAUUGCCCUCUGAUAUGCCAAAAGACAUGAAGCAACAGAUUUUGAACGAAGGCUUGGAACUACUUCAUAAUGGAACAGAGACAUAUUGGUUCAUUGGCGCGGGUCAAGUGUCGGACGGUUACGUGGCGCGGGUGCAGGCCCGCAACAGUUACGGGUGGGGCGCGCUGUCGCCGGGCGCGGAGCUGCACGCGGCGCCCGCGCACGCAACUCGCCCCCACCACGCCGCGCUCGCCAUAGCCGGCGCCGUACUCGCCGCUCUAAUGCUCGCAGUAGGGGCAUUAGUACUUUACGCAUAUAACAGUAGAACUAAGAAAAAAGCUGCUAAAGAUAAUCAAAUUCAAACCCACGUUAUAAGAAGAGGCUCCGAUUUGGAGUUAGCUACACUGAGACAGCUACCUAUCAGACAUUCUACGAACAUACUUUAUAAUCAGGGAGUACACUGCCCUACGGACGCAGAACUGGCGAGUUUACCACAUAUCCGACGCGAGCACAUCACACUCACCAAUUUCCUAGGCUCUGGCGCAUUUGGGGAGGUGUUUGAAGGUGUGGCACGUCAUUUAAACGGCUCUAGCGCUAAUACCAAGGUUGCUGUCAAGACAUUACGCAAAGGCGCAACCGAACAAGAAAAGACGGAAUUCUUGAAAGAAGCUGCUCUAAUGUCAAACUUCAAACAUGAACACAUUCUACGGCUGUUGGGCGUCUGCUUGGACAACGAUCCCAAUUAUAUUAUCAUGGAGCUCAUGGAGGGUGGCGACUUGCUCAGUUACCUUAGGAAAAAGAGAGUUUCACUGUACACACCAGAAUCACUAACUCUCCUAGACCUGUUGAACAUGUGUGUGGACGUGACUAAGGGGUGUCGUUAUUUAGAAGAAAUGCAUUUCGUUCACCGAGACCUGGCCUGCAGGAAUUGCCUCGUAGCACAUCGCGCUAACGGCCGCUUCGUCAAAAUAGGCGACUUCGGAUUGGCUAGGGACAUAUACAAGAACGACUACUAUAGAAAGGAGGGCGAAGGUUUACUGCCAGUGAGGUGGAUGGCGGUGGAGUGCCUUAUAGAUGGAGUGUUUUCUUGCCAAUCCGAUGUAUGGGCUUGGGGAGUACUUUGUUGGGAGGUGCUAUCACUAGGGCAGCAGCCGUACCCGGCGCGCACCAACCGUCAGGUGCUGAGUUACGUGAGGGACGGCGGCAAACCAGACUGCCCGCCCAACUGUCCUUCGGCCUUCUAUGAGCUUCUCCAAAGAUGCUGGAGUUACUCGGCAGACGCGCGUCCUUCGUUCCGCGAAUGUCUGGAGGUGGUGACGGCGCUGCGCGACCGCACCUCGCCGAACAUACGCCUCACCGCCACACCCGGACACGCGCCCUACCUCACGCUGCUGGGAGACGGUAACUAAGUAUUCAUAUCAUCAUAUCACUCCCCUGACUCUCAAUGGAUCGACAUUGCAAUUGUGACGCAAGUGUACCUCACCAAGAGAACGAAACAGUACAAUUGCAAAGUUUACAUCACUCCCCUUACUCUCAAUCGAUCAACAUUGCAAUUAUGACGCUAGUGAGAACGAAACAGUACUAUUGCAAUGUCAAUCGGUCGCGGCUGUGUUCGAGACUAACGGGGCAGGCACGGAUCUAUGUGGUUUUUUUUAUCUGGGGCAGAAACUUUGUAUAGCUCUCUUCCAUCUACCCCUGCGCUCCGUGAAGUCGGAUUUUAUAGUAUUUUUAUGUAUGAUUUUUUCUUUUAUUUCAUUUAGAGGAUUUCGAAGCAUGUCCGUCCCAUGGUAGCCUAUGUGUAUGAAAAGAUUUGUCAAGCUCGUUCUUUUUAUAACUUCUUUUUAUACUUCCAAACAGUGAUACCAGCUCUGCGAUUCCGUAAAAAUCCGAAACCGAAUUUGAAUUCACUCCGAAAGUGACAUCCGUUUAACCUUGAAUUGGUAUUAACGUUUCGUGGCAUAAGUGAAGUGAGUUUCGCAAUGACAUAGUGAUGGAAUAUGUGAGACAUGUAUAAUCAAAUUGAUUGAUUGUUUUGUUUUCAUACAAAAAAUGGAAUCAAUGGAAUUUCUUCACCAAGUGACGUGAAUUCAAAUUCGGGUUUGGAUUUUUACGGAAUUGCUCUGCAGAUACAUAUUAUACAGGGUUAUUCGUAAAAUAUUAGCACCCUAACUAGUACUAGAUAGCUAAACUAGGUUAUAAUUGAUAUGGCUCAAUGAUAAAAUUUCAAAGAGCGGCUAAUCAGAAUAUAGCCAUCUGGUAACUCAUUUUACACCUUAUGUUUAUUGAAUCAAGAGUCACUAUAAAUUUUACUCGUAUAUUCGGUCAUCGUUGCAAAUUAUCUGCAAUACGUGAUGAUGUUAGCUAUACAGUCCUGCGUCACUGCUGAUGUUUUAUAAUAACCCUGCAUACUAACCAGUUCCUAACUUUACUUUCAAUGUAGAAAUAAAGAAGGGUUUUAAAAUGUAAGAUAA
This is a messenger RNA of Diatraea saccharalis (sugarcane borer), 4263 nucleotides long. NCBI's taxonomy places the organism in Eukaryota, Metazoa, Arthropoda, Insecta, Lepidoptera, Crambidae. The record is from the annotation of a GenBank genome assembly.